AUGGCGUUCCUCGCAGUUCCACUCAAAACAACGAGCGACGUCGAUCUGGUGAAGCCAUUGACAACAUAUAUCGAAUCGGUGUACAACACGAAUGAAGACAAUCGGGCAGAGGUUUCGGAGGCGGUUCUCGAGCUUCAUCGGCUCCGCGCGAAGGCCGUCUGUUCGCCGAUGGACAAGCAUCAGUCAGCCCUCGAUGUGUUAACGAGAUACUAUGACCAGCUAGUCGCGAUUGAGAACAAGAUCAUCAUCUCCGCGACGCAAAAUCCCGUCGUUUUCAAAUGGAAGGAUGCGUUCGACAAAGGCGGCAUUUUCUUCAACAAGGCGUCGCUGUCGCUUUCGGACGGCGCGUUUGAACGUGCUUCCGUUCUUUUUAACUGCGGCGCGUUGAUGAGUCAGAUUGCUGGUGCUCAGCCGUUGAAACUAGACGAGGACAUCAGGGCUGCUGCUUUGCUGUAUCGCCGCGCCGCCGGUGUUUUUGAACAGCUCGCGCAGAGGAUUCUCGGAAUGCUUCAAGAAGAUCCGACCCCCGAUUUGAUGCCGGACACCCUGUCAGCGUUGUCGGCGUUGAUGGUUGCGCAAGCGCAAGAAGUUAUGUAUAUCAAGGCAUAUACCGACAAGAUGAAGGCCAGCGCGCUUGUGAAAAUCGGUGCUCAGGCCAACGAUUUUUACGAUCAGGCCUACAAGGCUAUGUGCAGAGAUACGGUGAAGGGACUAUGGGAAAAGGAAUGGCUGAACACGGUCACUGGCAAGAUGUUGGCCUACCAGGCGUUGGCCCAGUACCACCAAGCCCAAGUUUGUGAGGACGAAAAGAAAGUUGGCGAGCAAAUCGCCCGUCUGACAGAGGCGCAACGCCUUUCCCAACAAGCCACGAAAUACCUGGGCGGAGCACUUGACGAACAGAUGGCGCUGAUACCAAAGGCUUUGACCGCGGCGAAGAAAGACAACGAUUUUAUUUAUCACGAGCGUGUGCCAGAGUUUCGUACUUUGCCGCCUCUGCAAGGCCAUAUUCUUGCCAAGCCGACACCUGUGGAACAUCCGAUGAGCCCUAGGUUUAAAGACAUGUUCGCCUCCUUAGUCCCGGUUCAAGUGCACAACGCCAUGCAAGUCUAUGAAACACGCCGCGGCGAGCUGCUUAGUAUGGAGAAUGGACGUAUGCGUGAGCAUACGCAGCUGAUGAACGGCGUUUUGGCAUCGCUGAAUUUGCCCGCUGCUCUUGAUGACGUGGCUUCAUCGGAUACGCUCCCAGAAUCGAUACGUCAAAAGAGUGCAAAGGUCAAACAAGCCGGAGGUAUUGACGACCUGAAUCGGCUUUUCGCCGAACUGCCCGCCCUCUACAAGCGAAACCAAGAAAUUCUUGAUGAGACUGAACGUGCUCUGAAGGAAGAAAAAGACAACGAUAACAACUUGCGUAGCCAAUUCGGAGCGAAGUGGACACGCACGAGCAGCGAACACCUCACCGGUCCUUUGAUUCAGGAAAUUGGAAAAUAUCGCGGAAUCUUGCAUACCGCCACCAACGCUGAUCAGAUGGUCAAGAAGAAGUUCCAGGACAACCAGGCCGGAAUAGCGCUGUUGUCGAAAAAUGAGCCCGAACUCAAGGCAUCGAUACCUGGCCAAGCCUCCCAUGGAACCGGUAGUUCAAGCGAAGCUGUCACCAACCUCCGCCGUCUCAUGCAGGAGGUUCAAGAAAUCAAGGUUGAACGUGAACGCCUCGAGAAGGAGCUGAAAUCGGUGACUUGCGACAUUGCCAAUGAUUUCCUGCAGGCUUUGUCAGAUAGCCAACUUCUCAACGAAGAACAAAUUUCGCGCGAGAAGCUGCAGCAGAUCUAUGGCCCGAUUCGUGAGAAGAUUGCCGCUUCUCUGCAGCGACAAGAUCAAAUCAUGGAACAAGUGCAGACGUGGAACAACAAAUUUAUGGGCGAAAAGCAGGGAUCGGCCGCUGGCGCUGAACGCGAGCGUGUGCUGAAGACGCUGGCCUGUGGCCAUGAUGCUUUCAUUGAGCUGAAAUCGAACCUCGAGGAAGGAACCAAGUUCUACAACGACCUGACGCCGAUCCUCGUCAAGAUGCAAUCGAAGAUCAACGACUUCGUCUUUGCUCGCAAGACUGAAAAGGAGGACUUGAUGAAACAAGUGCAGCAGAACAUUAUUGGCGGCGGUGGAGGCGCCUCGUCCGGAUCCGGAGCUGCACCUCCCCCUCGCCCGCCCCCACCCAGGUCUGCUGCUAGUAGAAAUCCGUUCGAAGAUGACGUUGAAUCCCCGAUUCCUCCUCCUCGAAACAUUGCCCCCAAUCAUGCUGCACCCACCCCCACUGCUCCGGCUAGCCAGCCAAUGGCUGCUCCAGUGGCCGCGCCUCAGAUGCCGCCCUACUACAACCAUGCUGUCCCUUACGGCCAGCCCCAGCCGAUGAUGUACAACUACGGAAUGCCCUACCCGACGUACCCUGGUGCUUACGGAGCGCCAAUGUACUCCGGCUACCCACCACCGCCUCAAGGAGCACAGCAGCCCUACCCUCAACAGCAAUAUCAUCAGCCACCGCAGCAACAGCCGCCCCCACAA
Messenger RNA from Mesorhabditis spiculigera, 2553 nucleotides. The record is from the annotation of a GenBank genome assembly. NCBI's taxonomy places the organism in Eukaryota, Metazoa, Nematoda, Chromadorea, Rhabditida, Rhabditidae.